CCCGGCGCCAUGGCGGCUGGUCAGCGGGGGAAGGCCGACACUCUGGCCUUGAGGCGGCGACUCCUCAGCUCUUCCUGCAGGCUCUUUUUUCCUGAGGAUCCCAUUAAGAUUGUCCGGGGCCAAGGGCAGUACAUGUACGAUGAACAGGGAGCAGAAUACAUCGAUUGCAUCAACAAUGUGGCUCACGUUGGGCAUUGCCACCCUCUGGUGGUCCAGGCAGCACAUGAGCAGAACCAGGUGCUCAACACCAACAGCCGAUACCUGCACGACAACAUCGUGGAUUAUGCACAGAGGCUGUCAGAGACCCUGCCGGAGAAGCUCUGUGUGUUUUAUUUCCUGAAUUCUGGGUCAGAAGCUAACGACCUGGCCCUGAGGCUGGCUCGCCAGUACACAGGACAUCAGGACGUGGUGGUAUUAGACCAUGCUUAUCACGGUCACCUGAGCUCCCUGAUCGACAUCAGUCCCUACAAGUUCCGAGACCUAGAUGGCCAGAAGGAAUGGGUCCAUGUGGCACCUCUCCCAGACACGUACCGGGGCCCCUACCGGGAGGACCACCCCAGUCCAGCUCUGGCCUAUGCCGACGAGGUGAAACACGUGGUCAGCAGCGCACAGCAGAAGGGCAGGAAGAUUGCAGCCUUCUUCGCUGAGUCUCUGCCCAGUGUGGGAGGGCAAAUCAUUCCCCCCGCUGGCUUCUUCUCCAAAGUGGCAGAGCACAUCCACAGGGCCGGAGGGGUCUUUGUCGCAGAUGAGAUCCAGGUUGGCUUUGGCCGAGUAGGCAAGCACUUCUGGGCCUUCCAGCUGCAGGGGGAGGAUUUUGUCCCUGACAUUGUCACCAUGGGCAAGUCCAUUGGCAAUGGCCACCCUAUUGCCUGUGUGGCCACAACCCAAGCUGUGGCGAGGGCAUUUGAAGCCACCGGCGUCGAGUACUUCAACACGUUUGGGGGCAGCCCCGUGUCCUGCGCUGUGGGGCUCGCCGUCCUGGAGGUCUUGGAGAAGGAGCAGCUCCAGGCUCAUGCCGCCUGUGUGGGCAGCUUCCUGAUGGAGCUCCUCAGGCAGCAAAAAGUUAAACAUCCCAUCAUCGGUGAUGUCAGGGGUGUUGGACUCUUCAUUGGUGUGGAUCUGAUCAAAGAUGAGGCCACGAGGACGCCAGCAACCGAAGAGGCAGACUAUGUGGUGUCCAGGCUUAAAGAGAAGUACAUUUUGCUGAGCACUGACGGCCCUGGGAGGAACAUCCUCAAGUUUAAGCCCCCAAUGUGCUUCAGCCUGGACAAUGCAAGACGUGUGGUGGCAAAGCUGGAUGCCAUUUUGACUGACAUGGAAGAGAAGGUGAGAAGCUGUGAAACACUCAGUUGCCAGCCCUGCUCAGUCAAGUGUCCUCCAGAAGAAACUCAUCCUACUCAAAUAUUCUAUUGAGAAGGUGACCCUGCACUCCAUCUGACAGACAAAGCUUCAGAGAUUCAGGGUGGGGCUUGCCUGAUACCAUACUACUACCGACUCCUCCUCCAACCACUGGUCUAUUGCUGGGAUAGACCAGAUGCAUGCUCAGGGCCCAGAGUCCAUUUCCUUUUUAACCAAAAAUCUGCCCAAUGGGGUUGAGGACAUUCAAGUUCUCCUGCUCAAAUAAAUCACAACAGUAUAUUCUUAAGGGAAGU
Messenger RNA from Cynocephalus volans (Philippine flying lemur), 1652 nucleotides. It is a transcript of the gene PHYKPL, whose product is annotated as 5-phosphohydroxy-L-lysine phospho-lyase. The transcript has 13 exons. The record is from RefSeq and is a predicted model, not a curated record. Gene Ontology annotation, molecular function: pyridoxal phosphate binding; transaminase activity. Lineage: Eukaryota; Metazoa; Chordata; Mammalia; Dermoptera; Cynocephalidae. The coding region runs from base 10 to 1413 and encodes 467 amino acids.